Eutrema salsugineum is the source of this 1963-nucleotide messenger RNA. RefSeq names its product transcription termination factor MTEF18, mitochondrial. Lineage: Eukaryota; Viridiplantae; Streptophyta; Magnoliopsida; Brassicales; Brassicaceae. The coding region runs from base 51 to 1778 and encodes 575 amino acids. Gene Ontology annotation, biological process: regulation of DNA-templated transcription. The record is from RefSeq and is a predicted model, not a curated record. The transcript has a single exon. Gene Ontology annotation, molecular function: double-stranded DNA binding.
GAACCGCCGCAUAAUGAAAUCAGACAAAACAUGAGAAAGAUUCAGAGGUAAUGUCUCUUAUCCGAAACCCUAGAUCUUUCACCGGUCUUUUCAAUUGGGUACCUCAAGUUUCUGUAGAAACCCCCUUUAAAACCCAACCUCCAGGAAUCCCUAGAUUUUUCACCACCCGAAGAACAAUCGAUGCUGAAGUUUCCGGCGAGAAAUGGACCGUUAGACCCCGUGCUGUGAUUCGGAAAAUGGCCCAGGUCGCGAUGUUUGAUUACUUCUAUCACAACAGGGGAUUGCAGUUUCUGGUUGCCGAGAGUAUGAGCAAGAACGCGCCUGUUUUCAAUGAUAAUCUUUUGAAGAAGCUAGAUGUUGAUGCUGAUGCUGGUGAAGAUUUAGUCAGAUCCAUCACCAGGUUUCUGUGGUUUCACCCUGUGAAUGAAUUCGAGCCGUUCCUCGAGAGUUUAGGCCUGAAGCCGUCUGAGUUUAGUCAUCUGAUUCCUUGUGACAAGAUGUUCUUGAAUGAAGAUGCUUUUUUGCUGGAGAAUUACCAUGUCUUUUGGAACUAUGGGAUUGGUAGGGAGAAGAUGGGGAAGAUCUUCAAGGAAGCUAGGGAAGUUUUCGGGUAUGAAACUGGGGUUUUAGCUUCAAAGAUUAAGGCUUAUGAGGGUUUGGGGUUUAGCAAAUUGUUCCUAUCCAAACUUAUCGUUUGUAGCCCGAGUAUCCUGAUUGGGAAUACGAAUGUUGAACUGGCUAAAGUCAUGGAGAUGCUGAGAUCUAUGGGGUUUGGUCUCGAUUGGGUAACAGAGAACUUAUCAGAGGAAGCAUCUUAUGAUUGGAGCUCUAUGCAUAGGUGUUUAAGCUUUCUUAGAGAUCUGUGUGUUGAUGAGGAUGAGUUACGUGAGUUAAUCAAGGAGCGGCCAAGACUGAUAUUCGAGAACUCAGGGGAAUGGACUCUGAUCCUAGCUGGGUUUCAAACGAAGUUAGGGUCGUCCAGAAGUGAACUCUCUUCGUUGUUCCUGAAACUCCCGAAGAUUCAGGACUUAGGGAAGUGUGUUUCGAAUCUAAGGCAUUGCUUCUUGUUCCUCAAAGAUAUCAAGAUGAAGGCUGAUGAGAUCGGUGAGGUUUUCCGUUCUCACUCUUCAUGGCUUGGUGUAUCUCGUUUGAAGCAAACAAGUACCUUUCUUAACACAUUGAAAGGUGGGAAAAAACGGCUUUGUGAAGUCAUUCAUAAUAACCCUGAGGAGAUGAAAAAAUGGAUUAAAGGGUCAAGAGUCCAGCCGCUACCGGGAACCGGAGUGGACACAAAGUCGAAAGCAAUGAAGAUUCAGUUCUUGUUGGACCUUGGAUACAAGGAAAACUCAGAGGAAAUGGAGAGAGCACUGAAGAGUUUCCGUGGGAGAGGAUCUGAACUCCGAGAGAGAUUUGAUUUUCUUGUGAGUUUGGGUUUGAAUGAGAAAGAUGUCAAAGGUAUGGUGAAAGCAUCUCCUGGUAUUCUCACUCAGGCAAGUGAUGUCCUAGAAAGAAAGGUUAACUACCUUGUAGACGAAUUAGGUUACCCGCUUUCGUCUUUGGUGACUUUCCCUUCGUGUCUUAAGUACACUCUUCAGCGGAUGAAGCACAGAUUUGCAAUGUUCUCUUGGCUUCAAGCCCGAGGAAAGGUAGACUCGAAGCCUGCAGUAAGUACUAUACUUGUGUACUCGGACAAGACCUUUGCGACUAGGUUUGUAAACCGUCACCCGGAUGGUCCUAAGCAUUUUGAGGAUUUGAAGAAACUGCUUCUUUGUGAGUAGAAGCAUCAAGAUAUAGGAGUGACAACAACAGUGCUCUUUGAUCAAGACAAUUUUGUGGAGCAGUAACUUCAAAUCUCUCCACUUUGUGUUUUCCCCAUUAGCAGAUUUGCUAUGUAUGUUUUCACAAGUUCAAUAGCAAUUUUGUAGAGAAAAACUAGUCAAGGGAUGAAAUAAAAAUUGGUACU